AUGGAUGAAAAUAAAAAUAUUGAUACUGAAAAUAUUGAUGAACUUGGUUUAGAUAAGAUUCUGGUUCUUGUUGAUGAUUCUAUUUCUAAAAAGAACUUUUUGACAGAAAAACAACAAUUUGAUGACAUUUCUUUGUUACCGUAUAAUAAUAAUGAAUACAAUCAAGAAGUUUCAACAGAAAAUGAGGGGACCAAUUCAAUAUUCCAAGAAAAUGAUUAUAUUAAUAAAGAAAAUGAAGUACUUUUAAAUCGAGAUGAGAUGAUGGAAGAGGAUUUAAUUAAUAAUUUCAUAGAUGACGAUGAAGGAUUAGUAGAUGAGUUGGAUAAACCAAGAAUAACAACAAUAUUUGAUCACCCAAAUACAGAUUCUAGUUUUAUUGUUAUUGUUCCUUUAUUGGAAGAGAGAGGAUUUGAAGGAAUUAUUGAUAAAGUUGUUUGUGAAAUAGAAAGUUUUAUGAAAAAUCGUUCAUUGACUUUUUAUGUUGAACCAUUAAAAAAGUUGAUUAGAAAUUUAAAUUUACUUACUAGUGAAAUAAAAAUAUCAAUUAAUAUGAAAGAGGACACUGAUAAGUUAUUUAACGCUGUUCAAGAGUUAGCACAAACAUUGAUUACAAAUACAGGAUUAGAUUGUUCAGUAAAAAUUAGUCAAACUUUUUAUACUUCAAUAGUCUUUAACCCUAAUGAUGGCUUGCUACCAGUUGAAACUAUGCGUUUUGGAAAUAUAUUACACCCAAAUCGUUUUAUUUGUCAUAGAACUCAUGAAGCUUCUGAUUUUGACAAAUAUCGUAGACUACUUAAUGCAUUUCAUGGAUCAGAUGACCUGCCAAAUAGUAUUAUUUUAGAUUUAGAACAUGACAAGGGUGAAUUUUCAUUAAAAUUUGGAGCUAAUACAUAUCUAAAAAAAGAUCCUUAUGCUGAGGAGGAAGAAGCUAAUGAAGUUGUUAUUAAUCUUUUUGCCAAUUAUAUAGCUUUCAGAAAGUUUAUUUUUUCUAUUAAAAAUAAUCCAGAUGGAUUGUUAGAUGUAGAAUUAUACUUUGUUCUUAAACAUCCUCUUCAAGUCCGUUGUUGGAGAUAUGCUAAAUAUAAAACUGCAGGUGAACGUAUGAGUAGAAUUAACAUGCUUCGUGUCUCAACUUGGAAUUCUGAUGAUGACAAUAACAUCCCAAUAAGUGAAGCUUUUGUUGUUAAUGUAUCUUUAAAAAGAUUAAAGUCAUCUCAAUUAUAUGGAAUUGUUAAUAGAUUUCUAGCAAGAUCUGAUUGUGAGGCGGAAUACCGUACUAUGUCAAUAAUUAAUAUUACAACAAGAGAUUAUGUUUGUGAUCCCGUGGAUGAUUUAAAAUAUCAAGAAACGAUAAUGGAAUUACCAUUUGAUAUAAAAUAUCUUAUUUCAGCAGUAUUUAUGAGAGGUGGUUUUAUAAAGGAUGAUUUAUUACUUGAUAUUAAAAAAAGGAAUGAAUUCAUUGAUACUGUACUUCAAUAUUAUUCACAAGAUAGUAUUUUAACAAUUGAUAGUUUGGAACGUCUUGUCAAACAAAUAGACAAACAAGGAAUAUCUGAUACUGUUAUAAAUAUGUUAAAGUAUCUUCAUAAUGAAUUUGAAAUAAGUGGAAAACAAAUAAUUCAAAUACAAGAAGAUCAAACACGUAGUGGAUUUGUUAGAUUAAGAAAAUUGGUAAUUACUCCAACAAGAACAUUACUUAUGCCUCCAGAAUAUAUAAUGUCAAAUCGAGUUUUAAGAUAUUUUGAUAAAAAUGGUGAACGUACACUUAGAGUUGUCUUUCGGGAUGAAGAUGGAGCAAAAAUGCGAACAACUAGUACUGGUGAUUAUCUGAUUAAACUUACUGUUGGAAAUUGUUUGGCAAAAGGAUUUACAAUUUGUAAGAUUCAAUUUUCAUACCUUGGUUCUUCUAAUUCACAAAUGAGAGAUAAUGGAUGUUAUUUUAUUGAAAAUCAAAAUGGUUUAGAAGUUACUCAUGUUAGAAAAACAAUGGGACAUUUUAGAAGAGAACCAAUACCAAAAUUGAUGGCUCGUAUCGGGCAAUGUUUUACACAAGUUCAUGUUUGUGAUAAAAUAGAAAUUACAAAUUCAAUGAUUGGAUUUAUUGAAGAUUUUGAAGGUGGAUUAUUAAGAAACGGAAAAUCAUACAUCUUUUCUGAUGGUUGUGGUUUAAUUUCAUCUGCAAUGAUGGAGAGAAUUGCUAAAGAUAUUGGAAUAUUUCCUAUUGUUCCUUCAUGUAUUCAAUUUAGAUUUCAGGGAAUGAAAGGUGUUCUCGCUAUUAGUGAAAAACUUAAUUCAUUAAAUAAGGCAUUUGAAAAUUCUAAAGGAAGUGUUAUGACACAAACUGCUUUUAAAAAAUUAGCCUAUCUAUCUCAACUUCAUUUUUUAUUUAGACCAUCUCAAGAGAAAUUUUAUGCACCAUGGGCUAAUAAAAUUGAAAUUGUUAAACAUUCUGCUCCAACUGUUGUUUGUUUAAAUAGACCUGUAAUAAAUAUUUUAGAUCAAGUUUCUUUAAAACAAAAUCCAACUACAAAUGAAAGGAUCAGAGAACGUAUUCAUCAACUUUAUGAUCAAAAUAUUUUUGAUGCUACAGAACCAUUAAUUGAUGAGUUUCAUUUAAGAACAAAAUUAAAUGAGUUUCCAAAGUUUUUAAAUUUUAAAUCACUUCGUUUUGAUGAUGGUUUUACAUUAACAAGAGAACCAUUCUUUAGACAACUUCUUACUGCCAGUACAAUAUUUACAAUUAAAAAUAUAAUGAAACGUAUGAAAAUUAAAAUUCCUUUUUUUUUGGGACGUACAAUGUUUGGAGUUGUUGAUGAAACUGGAAUUUUAUCUCCAGGACAAGUAUUUUUCCAAUACACACAUAAUAUUGAUCAAUAUAAAGAUUCAAAUAAUGACAGUUUUGCUAAAGUACAUGUAGGAAGAGUUAUGGUUUCUAAAAAUCCAUGUACAAAUGGUGGUGACAUUAGAAUGUUUGACGCAGUUGAUAUAAAACAAUUACAUCACCUUCGAGAUGUUAUAGUUUUUCCAAGUUGUGGACCAAGACCACAUCCUGAUGAAAUGGCUGGAUCUGAUUUGGAUGGAGAUGAAUAUUCUGUUAUAUGGGAUGAUAGAUUAUUUUUAGAUAACAAUGAAAAACCAUUUAUCUUUACUAAUAAUAUUGAUAGAAAUCUUGAAGAUGCUAAUAUUGGAAAUUUAGAUGAAGAAAUGAGAAACUUUUUAGUAGAUCACAUUAGACAAGAUUCUAUUGGUCUUAUUGCUAAUGCUCUUUUAGUCAAUUCUGAUAUAUAUGGUAUUGAUAGUAAAGUAUGUCAAACAAUUGCUCAAAAACAUUCAAUAGCAGUAGAUUUUGCAAAAUCUGGUGUAUAUCCACCACCAUUGACAACAAAAGGUACUAAGAAAAAUCCUCCUGAAUUACCAGAACGUUUUCCUGAUUAUAUGGAAAAAAGAAGAUUUCAAUCAUAUGAAAGUCCACGUUUACUUGGUCAACUUUAUAGACGUCUUAAAAAAGUUGAUGAUAUUCUUACUAUUUCAUUGACACAUACUUCUAAAGAAGAAAUUGAAAUUGAUUCAGAAUUUGUUAUUAAUGGAUGGGAGGCAUAUAAAGAAGUUGCAUUAAAUAGGUAUCGUGCUUAUAAAGCAAUGUGUGGUAAUAUUCUUGAAAGUUAUAGCAUAGAACAUGAAUUUCAAUUAUUUUCAAGUUCUUUUCUUAACUUAAAAAAUCGUAUAAGUGAUGCAGAUAAUGAUGAUUUAUCUCAAUAUAAUACUGCUCACGUUAUUGAAUCCCGACUAAAAAAUGUUAUUGCUGAUGUUAGGACAACAUUCUUUCAACAAUUUGAGGAGGGACGAUUAUGGUUACAAUGUACAGAAAAAAAAUUACCUAAUGAGAAUAGUGAAGUAUUUAGAAUUAGACAGGUUCUUGAAAGAGAUUACAUUUAUCCAUCAGAAGAAAUGAUGAAAUUAGCUAGUGCCUAUUAUAUGGUAUCGUAUACAGAUAAUCAUGAAAAUCAAUUUUUGUCUUUUCCUUGGACAUUACGUGAUAUUUUAGUUGCAAUGAAAGUAAAAGCAAGAUCUAAUCCUAAUUGUACUAUUACAACAAGACAACCAUUGGCAGAAGAAUUGACGACAAAAAUUUUUACUUUCUCAAAAAAACAUGCUUUUUUCAAAGAAUUUCAAGAAGGUUUUGGUCCAUAUGGAAGAUAUUGUCCAAUGUUAAAAAAAUAUGUCAAACAUUAUAAAGGUUUAGAUAGUUUACUAUUUUUUGUUUGUAAUUGGGCAUCAACAAAUGAACAAUUAUCUACAUUUUUAAAUGUUGAACAAAUUUGUAUAAUAUUUACAAAAUUCUUAACAAAUACACUAAUAAAGAUGAAUUGUGAAUCAGUUUCACCUAAUUAUCUUCCCUCAUAUAUUGAACCAAAUUCUCCACCUGAAGAUUUAUCAAAAAUGCGUCAUAGUAUUGGUAGAAAAUUUUUAGAUUUUUUACGUGUUAUUUCAUUACAAAGAUUUAGAGAUUUAAAGUUUUUAAAAUUGGAUCAACCAAAUACAGGAUAUGAUUUAACAUUAGUAAAUAAAGAAUGGGUUUAUCUUCAUAAUCAUGGAAUGGAAACAUAUCUUAAAAUAUCUUUAUCAAAAAAUUUCUAUCAUGUAUUACCAUUCCUUUCUGAGUACACAAAUGAAAGACCAACACAAGAAGUUAUUGCUGAUAUGGAACCAUUUGUUGUUGAAGCUAGUGGUCAAUAUAGUGAAGAGGAAUUAAAAAGUAUGAUAAAUUCUCUUCGUCAGGUUAUUGGUAUCAAACAUCUAUCUCUUCGAAACAUUACUAGAGGAUCAAAAGGUAAAACUCAAAGAUAUAUGGUAUCAGCUGUUGGAACUCUUAAAGAACGAAAUGCUGUUAAAUAUCAUCUAUCAGGAUCUAAAUAUCGUACUGUACCCUUUUUUAAUAAUCAUGCUGCAUUUACUGUUAAUAAUUAUAUUGAUAUUGAACUGGCAUUAUUUUUAGCAAAAGAAUGUUAA
Messenger RNA from Strongyloides ratti, 5010 nucleotides. RefSeq names its product RNA-dependent RNA polymerase, eukaryotic-type family-containing protein. Lineage: Eukaryota; Metazoa; Nematoda; Chromadorea; Rhabditida; Strongyloididae. Gene Ontology annotation, molecular function: RNA-directed RNA polymerase activity. Bases 1 to 5010 code for a protein of 1669 amino acids. Gene Ontology annotation, biological process: siRNA processing. Gene Ontology annotation, cellular component: nuclear RNA-directed RNA polymerase complex. The transcript has 3 exons. The record is from RefSeq and is a predicted model, not a curated record.